ACACACACUAUGUCCGUACAUGGAUGAGUGUUGGUGUAACUGUUCUUGCCGUUACCGCUGCCGUUGCCGUUGCAGUUGUCGUUAUCGUUGUUGUAUCAUCCUCACUCACUGUUUCAGAUAUUGUGUUCUUUAGUGUCUAUAACAUAACUAUGGGAAAAUAAAAUAAAGAAAAUUAAGAAAAUACUGGAGCACAGUUAUAUAUUGCUUUCAUUGAUCCCGUUAUAUUCACAUGCCUAAAUCAAUGAAAUCAAACUGGAUUAUUAUACAUUUUCAUAAUAUUAUUAUUAUUACUACUACUACUACUAGUAUUAUAUCCCAAUUGGGUUAAUACUUAGAAAUAUAGAGGAAGAAACAAUAAUGCUGAAUAAUAAUAAUAAUGCUAAUAAUAUGCGGAAGGAUGGAUUAAAACUCUGCUGAAUACUCUCAUUGGGCGAAAUCUCCACAUAUAUAUUUCCCUGCUUUACAACACAUUUUAACCUUGAAUAUAUUUAUAUAUUUAUAUAUUCAUUCAUUCUGUAUACUAUACUAUACUAUUAUUAUUAUUAUUAUUAUUAUUAUUAUAAGUCAUAAUUGUCACCUUCCUUGUUAUCUCUCACAUAUAUAACAUACAUAUAUAUUCAAUUUUAGCGAAAGCAGCACACCAAUAGAGAAGCAAUGAGCUGAUUGAACUCAUUUGCAUAUAUAUAUAUAUAUAUACAUAUAUACACAUACAUACAAACAUAUUAAUUGUUAGUAAUGAAAUACAAAAUGCUCCAAAUCCUUGAACAACGGAGUACCCUCUGUACUGUCAGUAUUAUUACUAUUAUUAUUACUGCUACUGCUAUUUUCAAUUGUUGAGUAAUUCAUACACUAACACACACACGCACAAAACUAUUUAGCAUUCCAGGUGAUAUAAACAUACAACUUAUAGCUCAUAUCUUAAAGUCAACGCUUACUUACUCUUUGAGCGUGAUUUCCACCAGCGAUAACCAUAACCAUAAACACAAAACACAAACACAAAGUCAAGAAGUCAAACACACAUAAAACUCACUGGGAAUUUUUUGUUGUUGUUUGUUGUUUUGUUUUGAUUAUGUCACAUAAUAGUAAUAAUAAUAAUAAUAGUACAAAUCUUAAUCCAGUGAAAAUGACCAGCUUGAAUCAAUCGAAAAAUCAAGAUGGUGAUGCCUUGGAUACUGUUAUCAUCCCAUUGAAUUCAACCACGUCACCUGCAUCCACUGGAAAAGGUCAUCAAUUGAAGAAUAGUACUUCUAAAUUAUUAUAUCUUUUCAUUAUUUUAUUAUUUCUAUUAAUUUUGAUAUUUUUAAUUAUUGCUACGGUCAUCGCUGUCUACUAUUCCCAGGCUUAUCGUAAAUGUCAAAUUGCUAAAGAUACUGAGGUAACACAGUUGAGGUAUCCCGACUUGGAUGAAUUAUAUGCAGCAGAUAACAUUACAGACGAUUACCUCCAUAAAGAACUCGAUUUAUUAUCACAUCGUAAAAUGAAAGAUGUCCGACUGCCAUACACUGUACUUCCACGAUUUUAUGACUUAAAACUUCAAGUUCAUUUGCACGAAGAGAAGACAGCAGACUUCUUUUUUAAUGGAUCAGUUAGCAUUCAAGUUUAUUGCUCAAUUUCUACUCAAGAAUUUUUCGUACAUGCUCAUGAAAGUUUAACUAUCAGUUUAAAUGAAAUCAGUAUGUUUGCUUUAAAUAAAGACAAUGAAACAGUUGAAGAAAUUGCCUUGAAAAAUAUAUCCUAUGAAAGAGAUUUUGAAUGGUAUCGGAUAGAGUUGGUGCAUUCACUUCAACCGUAUACAUUUUAUCAAUUACAAUUUCGACAGUUUCGUUCUCCCUUAAUUGAACAAUUAAAAGGAUGGUAUUUAAGUAAAUAUUUGGAAAAUGGAACCUACAAAUAUUUAGCAACUAGCCAGCUUCAACCAACGGAUGCUCGACGUGUAUUUCCUUGCUGGGAUGAGCCUGGAUUUAAGGCACAAUUUCAGGUUAGAAUUAUACGCAAAAAACAUUAUCAUUCACUAUCAAAUAUGGCAUUGGAGAAGACUGAAAUACUCCACGACGACUGGCAUAUGGACGUGUAUGAGCCCAGUCUUAAUAUGUCAACAUACUUAUUGGCAUUUGUAGUCUCACAGUUUGCAUCAGUACGUGGUGUUGAUUCUAAAGGAAGAAAUUUUACUGUUUGGGCGAGACCAGAUAAGAUUAAUUCAGCUAUGUAUGCACUAGAUAUUGGAAAGAAAAUUAUUCGAUUCUUUGAAGAUUACUUUGAACUGUCAUAUCCACUUAAAAAGACAGACAUGGUAGCUGUUCCUGAUUUUGCUGCUGGCGCUAUGGAAAACUGGGGUCUAAUGAUAUAUCGAGAGGCAACAAUGCUAUGGGAUCCUGAAUAUGGUACAGCAGGAACUCAACAAAAAGUGGCGACUGUAAUUUCACAUGAAGUUGCCCAUCAGUGGUUUGGAAAUUUAGUAACUUUAAAAUGGUGGGAUGAUCUAUGGCUUAAUGAAGGUUUCGCCAGUUUUGCUGAAUAUAUUGGAGUGGAUCAUGUUCAUCCAGAAUGGGGAAUGGAUGAACAAUUUCUUCUUGAUGAUAUACAAAAAGUGUUGGUGAGUGAUUCACUAGCCACCUCACGUCCAGUUAUUCAACCUGUUUGUCUUCCCGAUGAAAUUAAUGAAAUUUUUGAUCCAAUAUCAUACAAUAAAGGAGCAUCUGUUCUCAGAAUGAUGGAGUCUUUCAUGGGUCGUAAUGCAUUUCGAGCAGGUGUUAAGAAUUAUCUGUAUCAGAAUAAAUAUAAAAAUACUGUUCAUGAAGAUCUGUGGAGAGCGCUUACUGAGGCAUCAGAAGCUGUAAACAAAGAAGUGAAUGUCAAGUCAGUUAUGGAUACUUGGAUGAAACAAAUGAAUUACCCGCUUGUAAUUAUUCAAAGGACUAGUGAUAAUCUAUUCCAUUUUGAGCAGAAGCAUUAUUUAGAACCAGCAGAUGCUAAACCCCCAAAAAAUCCAUCCCCUUACAACUUCACUUGGAAAAUCCCACUGACAUAUGGAUCAGCUAAAACUAAUAACUGGGAUGAAGUAGACGUUAUUUGGAUGAUGAACAAGACAAUGACCCAAACACUAGACGUUGAACCGAAUUCAUGGUAUUUAUUUAAUAUUAAACAAGCUGGAUUUUAUCGGGUUCAUUAUGCUGAUAACAACUGGGAAUUGUUAACAGAACAGUUGAAUAAAGACUUUCGAGCUAUUCCCCUUCAUUCACGAACACAGAUUUUGGAUGAUUUGUUCAGCUUGGUCAAUCGUGAUGCUGUAUCAUACUCUGUCUACCUAAAUUUAACGAAAUAUUUGAAAAAAGAAGACCAAUAUGUUGCAUGGGAAACAACACGGAGAGCACUUUCUUACCUAGAUCGUAUGCUAGCUAUGGAUGAAAUUUAUGGAGCUUUUCAAGCAUAUUUGCGUCUCCUUGUUGAUGAACCUCUAAAAUCAGUAGAUUGGAAAACUAUGAAAGAAGACAAAGACCACAUGAAACACAUGUUACGCUUGACUUUAACUAAGCUAGCAUGUCAAGCUGAGCAUCAUUUUUGUGUUAAAAUGGCCUCAGAAUAUUAUAAAAACUGGAUGCAGAAUCCUGAAGAGAACUUAAUACCACCGAGUCUAAGACCAGCGGUCUACUGUACAGCUAUUCGUAUAGGUGGUCAAAAAGAAUGGCAAUUUUUGAAGGAUAAAUUAUCACAAGUAGACAUUAAAGAAGACGAAAAGAGUAGUAUAUUGCAGGCACUAUCCUGUUCUCGUGAUAUGUGGAUUGUACGACUUCAUCUGAACUGGAUUAUAAUGAAUUAUGAAAAAGAUCCUCAGGAUUCAUUGGAUGCCCUGGCAGCUGUAGCUGUAUUUCCAGUUGGUCAAAGGCUGAUAUGGGAGCAUGUUCACAAAGCAGUGAGAUAUAUAUCAAAUGAAGGUAAAAAUGCAACUCAGGCAAUAACAAAAAGUAGCAUGUUAUUUAAUAUGCUGAAAAUACUAUCGAAACGCCACUACACGAUGAAUAAUAUACCAGAUCAGGAAGAAGUACUUGAUAUGCAGAUAUCUGGACAAAAAUUACGUGAAAAUAAUCUGCUACGGGUUGCAAUCUCUGAUUUACUAAAAAGAUUCAAAGAAAAUACCAAAUGGACUGAAUCUUAUCUCUCGGUCAUAAAGAAAUGGUUAAAUGAAAAUGUCCCAGAUACAACAAUCUUACUUUAGAAAAUCAAAAUAAUUAUAAUAAUAAUAAUAAUUAUUAUUAUUAUUAACUGAUAAAAUGUUUUCAUAUUAACAAUGUUUUAUUUAUAUAAUUGUUCGUAGAAUAAAGUACUAUUAUAAUUAUUAUAAUUAUUAAUACUACUAUUACUAUUAUUAUUAUUAAUAUUAUUACUGGAUAGUCAGUGAAACAGAUCCAAGUGUUCAGAUACCCCUGUCAAUGUGUUCCCAAUAAUAAUAAUACUAAUAAUAAUAUUUCAAUAUGAAACAUGCAAUAGCCGUGUUACACAUACAAACGCACUCACUGUAUUUUGUCGUUUACCUUCAUUUUGUCUCAAUUUUGAUGUGUGUGACUUUUCUUUUUGGUUUUUCUAAAAAUUAUUUUGAAUGCAUCAAAAAACUAUCUGUUUCUUUUUGAGCAUAUUCUCAUCAGCAUUUGAUCUUUUAUGCAUUUCAUGUUCAAGUUCCUCUGAAAAGCAUAAAAGAAAGGGAGGAUGUUCACCAACACACAAACCCAUGAGUGUGACACAUGUGUUACGAAUACUCUUCAUCUACUAUUCCCUUUCCUUUUCCUCUUCUUAAAAGUGGUCAGUUGUAGGAAAUUGAUUCUUUCAUUUCUUUCGAUCGACAGAUCUAUGGAUGUGUGGAUAGAUGGUUGGUUGGACGGAGGAA
Messenger RNA from Trichobilharzia szidati, 4879 nucleotides. The record is from the annotation of a GenBank genome assembly. NCBI's taxonomy places the organism in Eukaryota, Metazoa, Platyhelminthes, Trematoda, Strigeidida, Schistosomatidae.